CAAAGCAAACUUCCUCUUUCACCAGCAAAAACCACAGUAUCAUGUCGACCAACACUGCAGCUGCCGGAGCGAAGCGACCUCCCGUCAUUCUCUGCAUUGGAAUGGCAGGCUCUGGAAAGACAACGUUUAUGCAGCGUCUGAAUGCUCACCUUCACGCAAAGAAACAGCCUCCAUAUAUUCUGAACCUCGAUCCUGCCGUGGCAGCUCUGCCCUUUUCGGCUAAUAUCGAUAUCCGCGACACCGUCAACUACAAGGAAGUCAUGAAGCAAUAUAACCUUGGACCCAACGGCGGUAUUCUUACAGCACUCAACUUGUUCACGACAAAAUUCGAUCAGGUUCUUGGAUUCGUGGAUAAGAGGGCGCCCUCACUAGACUACAUCUUAGUGGACACGCCUGGUCAGAUCGAGAUUUUUACAUGGUCAGCUUCAGGAUCGAUCAUCACGGACACUUUGGCAGCUAGCUAUCCUACCAUGAUCGCAUACAUCAUCGACACACCCCGCACAGCUGCACCAGCGACAUUUAUGAGCAACAUGUUGUAUGCCUGCAGUAUUCUCUACAAGACCAAGGUGCCCUUUAUUCUAGUGUUCAACAAGACGGAUGUCAAGCCCCAUGAGUUCGCAGUCGAGUGGAUGACAGAUUUCGAGGCUUUUCAGGAAGCGCUACAGAAGGACAAGAGCUACAUGAGCAGUCUGAUGAACUCGAUGUCCCUGGUUUUGGAUGAGUUUUACGCACAUCUGAAAGUCGUUGGUGUCAGUGCGGUGACGGGCGCAGGAAUGGACGAUUUCUUGAAGGCUGUGGACGAGGCAGUAGUUGAGUAUGACCAGGAAUACAAGCCCGAGCUGGAGAGGGUACUGGAAGAGAGACGGAAGAAGAAAGAGGUAGCGAAGGAGGAGCAGAUGGCAAGGCUGAUGAAGGAUAUGGCUAUGGAGGAGAAGGGCAAGGAAGUCCGGAUGGGUAAGGGAAAGCUCCCUGUUCGGGAAGGAGAUGAGGAUGAGGAGGGAGAAGAAGAAGAAGACGAUGAUGGGUAUGAGGAAUAUGAGCGGAGACCUAGGUACAGACAAGAGGACCUGGACUCGGACGAGGAGGAUAUUGAGGCAUGGAAGGCUGAUCUGGAGGAGCGUAGGACACGUAUGGAGGACGAGUCCUUGAAGCGCUUCUUGUCUGGCCAGCGUCUCGAGUGAAAUCAUGGUGUCCUUUCUUAAUAAAUAUAAAAAAACUACUACUUUGCACUGUUUGUCUGCGCCGGAAUGGUGCCACCAAAAUACGAUUUGCUGCUUAAUCGCUCGAUCUGAUCAGUCACAAAAAAGGCGCCAAAUACAAGAAUGCG
Molecule: messenger RNA, 1327 nt
Organism: Gamsiella multidivaricata
Lineage: Eukaryota; Fungi; Mortierellomycota; Mortierellomycetes; Mortierellales; Mortierellaceae
Exons: 4
Coding region: 42-1181 (379 amino acids)
Molecular function (GO): GTPase activity
Source: RefSeq, a predicted model, not a curated record